AUGUUUAAGAACGAAUAUCAGGGUGGAGCUGCUGUAGAGAUCUUCAGUGCACAAGGGAAAGAUCCUGUUGCAAAAUGGAAACUUUGUGGAGGAAAAUCAGCUAUAAAUAAAGAGUUUGACAAAGAGGUCAAGAGCUUUGUGUACAGUCUGGAGGGGAGCAGCCAUGCUAUUAAAAUGCAGAUGCCAAAGGAUGGAAAAAUGUCUCUUGGACUGGUACAGAGAUUCUUGGUCCUCCAGGUGAAUGUUUCCCAAUGUAAAGACUUCUCUACAGAGCUUGUGAUAACUGAUUUAGGUCAUCUGAAAAGGAGGCUGUACCUAUCCACGGUUCAUAAAGAGUUCUCUGCUACACCCUUGCAUGCAAGGAUACCUUUCGGUCUGAAACGCAACGUUUGGUGCAACAUGUGCAUCGACCUUGUGUCAUUCACCAGUGAGCUGUUUAAAGGUGCAGGGUUCUUAUCCCUGGAUGGAAUCACUGUCUCUGCCAGCUGUAAGUUACGGAGAAUCUUCACCAUGAAGACUGAGCCUGCAGGGGCUUCUGAUGGAGACCUAUAUAUUGGUGUAAAUGGUCCCAUGGACUCGAUCCCUCGGAGCUGCCAGUUUCCCCCUGACGUCCACCAGGUGAUCCAGGUAAAGAACAUGGAGAGGCUGAGACUGGCAGACCUGAAGACUUGCCCUCACAACUCUGAGUCUGAUCAGUCAGGCAGUGGCAGGGUAGCCAGUGCUGCUCGAGGCCCCAAGAUCCAGCCGGACGCCUCCCACAUCGCAUUUGGGUCGAGGGUUUUAGGACCCCCUCCACUGACCGGAAGGAAGAAUAGUGGACUCUCAGAGGGACAGGGACAGGACGGGAGGACACAGGACGGGAGGACACACCGGAGCAUGAAUAUGGGGUCUGUAUCUGGUGCAAGAACAAAUAGAACAGCUGCUUCAGAGAGACAUCAGGAUCAUGGAGACUGGAGCGAGAAACAACCUGGUCCCAGUAGCCAGAAGAAUGACUCUGUUUAUGAGCUGGCAGGGAAGCCAGGGAGCCUGCAGCCGCGACCACCUAAAGACAGAGCGUCCUCAGACAAGGCGGGGUCCAGGAAGCUACGGGUACACAGUGCAGGGAAGGAGAAAUUGGCUCCUGGCUCAGGUGAGCUGUACACUGGACUUAGCCACCAUGGAGACAGGAACCAACAACUUUUGACCCCCAGUGACAUGAGUGGAGACCAAACAGAAGAGCUUCUGUCUGACCAGUCGACCCCUGUCCCUGACCUCCCCCCAUCACCAUUACCCCUGCAGGACUCGGACAGUGAUGACAGUGAAGGGGAGAGUGAUGUGGAUGAAGUCUCUGAGCCUCAGUUCUCAGUGGAAAACGUGUUCACCUUCUCUUCUUGGCCCCACUCAGCCAAGCGAGGACAGGGACAAGGAUAUGGAGACCAGGGACAGGGCCAGGGACAUGGAGAGACCUGCUGGACUGAGGACGCAGCUCAGGCCACUGACACCUACAGCCAGCAGGACACGGGAGGGCACAGGGGGGCCAGGCCAGACGACGACUUCCUCGCCAGCGAGAGUGAGGAGGAAGAGACCUCCUCCAGGUUCCUCUAUCAGAUGUCCAGUGUCCCCCCCAGCCCUGGUACUCCUGGUGUUCCCCCCAGCUCCACCCCUGGUAUCCCCGGAUCAUCAGGCCUAGAUGAGGACACUCCGCCCAGAGCACGGCCUGGGUCCAGUGGGUCCAGUGUUGCAGACCGAACAUUUACCAUAGAGCGAACCCUAACCCACACAGACCCUGCAGGGUGUAAAAACAGGCUGGCUCCCCACACUGACUCCCAAGCAUACAGGAGAACAUUAGAGAUGCCUGGGAUGGUCCCAACCCGCUGCCGGUCACCCUGUCAGGGUACCAGGCAGGGGCAGAGACACAGCAGUCUGGGCCAGUCUGGACCUGGGGGAAGAGAAGGGGGGGCGAGCCAGACUCAGGACAGGAGCAGCAGCAGGACAUCACUGAGCAGAAGAUCUCUGCGAGAGAUCAUCCCCCGAGGAGACGCCACAUUAGACAAGGUGGGAGAGGAGAGGGCGGAGAGAAGGCAUGAGCCUGUUGGGUCCAGUAGCUGUGAUUUGCGUCUGUUGGACAGCCUGCGUAUGCAGGAGGAGGAGGAGCUACAUAUGCUGGCCAGUCUACGGCGGGAGCAGGAGGAAGAAGAGGAGGGGGGAGGAGCAACAGGUCUCAGUGCCUCUCAGAUCCACCAAUGUAACGUCAGCAUCAGCACCAGCAGUGAUGAGCCAUCCACCUGGACACACAUACCUAUGCCGGCCAAACAGGGCCAUCACUAUCAGAAGGAAAUGAACCCACUCUUACACUCCAAUCCAAGGGAAUGGAUGGAUGUCCUCAGCCCUCCCAUUAUUCCUCCUAGCCAGAAAAAAGGGAAGGGGUCAGAGGGCACAAGGGACCAUCGGAGUGGACCCCCGACCAGAGGGGCUGAUGGAUCAGUGAAUGGGGAAAAUGAGGAUGAGGAGGAGUACCUGAAUCUGCUCUAUGAUCCCUCUCUUAACUGCUACUUUGAUCCCCAGUCUGGGAAAUACUAUGAGCUGGUUUAAUUCAUCAAACUUUUUGAUGAGCAAAAUGCAGGAAAAGAACAGAACAGGCAUGUUCACUGCUGGAAAAAUAGAUUUUUUUUUUUUGACUUAAUUACGCUUUUCUGAACUAUUAACGAGCCUUAGAAAAUAUUUAUACCAUUCUGUUAUCCUCAGUUGUAUUUAAUAUGGAAUGGUGAGGAUGCUCUUGUAAUUAAUUGUUUAUACAGUGACUUUUUUAAGUGUUCUGUACUGUAUAGUGUGUAUGCAGUAGUGUGUGUGUCAUGUGUGUCCUCUACACAUAUUUGUGAUUAAACGUGUUU
This is a messenger RNA of Oncorhynchus masou masou (cherry salmon), 2870 nucleotides long. It is a transcript of the gene cfap20dc, whose product is annotated as CFAP20 domain containing. The coding region runs from base 1 to 2571 and encodes 856 amino acids. The record is from RefSeq and is a predicted model, not a curated record. NCBI's taxonomy places the organism in Eukaryota, Metazoa, Chordata, Actinopteri, Salmoniformes, Salmonidae. The transcript has 17 exons.